AGGAGUUCCCGCCCGGUGCCCCUCCGGUAUCCGUUCUGGUAACACUAUCUAGUAAUACUGGCAGUUGCUGUCUCUCAGUUUGUGACGAACAGCGUAGCAAACGUGGUAUGCUACUCUGCAUUAUUACUCCUGUGCUCUACAGUACGGUAUUUGCGUUAGUAAAAAACGCGUAUUUUCACUAAUAGAUCUCUUAAAGUUUCGAACUGAAAAUCAAAGUCGGAUUUUUGAAAAACCAAUUACGAUGGUAUCGGAUAUAACGAGUUUCUUUAACGGUAAAAAUGUGCUUGUUACUGGCGGUACUGGUUUCCUAGGAGUUUCUUUGAUCGAGAAACUAUUACAUUCAGUACCUGACCUGGGAAAUAUCUACAUAUUGGUUCGACCGAAGAAAGGAAAGUCAGCAGAAGAGAGAUUGAAGGACCUUCAACAAAAUUCGGUGUUCGACAGAUUGAAGGAAGAAAAUAAGACACAUCUUUUCAAAAAAUUAAUUCCUGUUGCGGGUGAUAUAGGAGAAGAAAAUUUAGGGCUAUCGUCUGCAGAUAGAUUGCUAUUGAUUGAAAAUGUUCAAGUUGUUUUUCAUACUGCUGCAACUUUAGAUUUCGAUGCAGAUUUAAAAACCACCACAAAUAUAAACUUAUUGGGAACACUCAGAGUUGUGGAACUUUGUCAAGAAAUAGAUCCUAAGGCAUUUGUACACGUUUCUAGUGCAUACGUUAAUUCAGUAUUAUUAGAAGUAGAAGAACGUGUGUAUCCUGCACCAUUCGAUGUAAAUGAAUUACUCAAAUUAGUGGAGAAAUUAGAUGAUAAAGCAUUAAUAGCAGAAACACCAAAUAUAUUGAAGGAUCAUCCAAAUUCUUACACAUUUACAAAACAUUUGGCUGAACAUGAAGUUAAAAAUGGAUAUAUUCCUUCUGCCAUUGUGCGUCCUUCGAUGAUAACAGGAGCAUGGAAGGAACCAGUCCCUGGAUGGACAAUAUCAAAGAAUGGUCCACAAGGAUUUUUAAUGGGUGCUGGCAAAGGUGUUGUACGAAGAUUGCCAAUAGCAAAGCAUCUAAUCUAUGAUUACAUUCCAGUGGAUAUUGUUGUAAAUUGUCUUAUUGCUGCAGCCUAUGCAGUAAGCCAAGUUGGCGGACGAGAAUUAAAAGUAUAUCAUUGUACAUCCAGUACAACCAACCCUUUCAGAUGGGUAUUCGUGGAAUCGAAAAUAAACAGCUUUUUGCAUAAAUAUCCAUUACUUAGUGCAGUGUGGUAUCCACACCUUAAAUUUGUAUCGUCGAUCUUUUUAUACAAGCUAUCUGCAAUUUUCGUACAUUUAAUUCCUGCAUAUAUUUUGGACACAGUUACUAGGCUAUCAGGAGGACGUCCUAUAUUAGUACGAUUACACAACAAUAUUAACAGAUCAUUAGGUCGCCUAAAAAUAUUUAUCUUUACUGAAUGGAAAUUUCAUAAUCCCAAUAUGAUUCAAUUGCACAAGUCUCUAUCAGAAGAGGAUAAAGAACUUUACAAUCUAGAUAUAACGUCACUAGCAUGGGAUGAUUAUUUUCUAGCCCUGGUACGAGGAGUUAGGACAUAUCUGCAUAAAGAAUCUCCAAAAACAUUGGAAAAAGCACGUUCCAAAGAUAAAGUAUUGAUGGUUGCAAAUUUGGGCUUACAAUUGUCGCUGUUAGGAUUCAUUUGGUGGUUAGUUAAAACUGUAUUUUCCAGUACAUGGACCAAUACGGGUUUGAUUAUUCCAAUUAUGUGUCUCAUUUUUGAUCAAUUAUAAGUAUUCUACAUCGAAAUCUUACAUGGAAAGUACUGGCAAAGAAGACAUCAUUUGUUAAUACAAACUUGCGUCAAAACGCGUUGCAUUAUUAUUAAUCGUUUUAGUAAUGUUUUGUUAAAAUUGCAAUGAAAUUUAUACAUUUCCAUAUAGUUCCAUUAUACUCUUAACGGUGUUGGAAUAUAAAAUGAUAUAAGUAUUAUUAUAAAAUACCUACUUUUUUAUAUAUUUUGAUAUAUUAGCAUUGUUAUAUUAAAAGAGUUAAUAAUGGUUACUCUCUUUAUUUCCACAACGUUAUCGAUUUCCUCACUCAGCUGUCUCCCCCCUUUCAUAUCAUUUCUUUACAUAUAUCGAUUGCAGUAGCAUUUUUAAACAUAUACAUGUUGACAGACAUUACCUUGCAUACGUAUAAACAUAUUAUGGCGUUAUCGUGAUACAUGUUAUUUAUUAUUAUUUUAUUACUUAUAAUAUCUUCUAUUUUUAUUAUAUGUAUAUGUAUACACAUAUAAAUACAUAUAUGUACGGUAUAUGCACCAUUCGCUAUUAUCCGUACUUUCAACUAUUCGCGGAGAAGUUUGGAACCGAUCUUCUGCAUAGAUAGGGGUUCUACUGUAUACAUAUAAUAUCAUCGUUAAAUUUUUUUAUGCUAAAAACUGGUAACAGACUUUAAUAAACAUAAGUUAAUAAAUAAAAACAGAAUUUUGUAGGAUGGACUUUAAAAUAAAACAAGUGAGUAAGACAGAUUUACAGAAUUAUUGUGUUUUUUUUUAAAUGGGACGUAUAAAAAUUAGAGGCAUUCUUACUAAAUCGAUUGUAUAUUUGGUAAUUAUAACUAUCGUAUGUACCAAAAUUGCUAAUAAAUCUCAUGUCGUUGAAAAAAUUUUUGUUUGUUCCUCGGAGUAAUUGUUUAAUUUAUUGUAUGAAUUGGUCAAUUUGAAUAUUAUUUUUUUCAGUUUUAUUACAUUUCUUGUUUCUGCUUAAUCCUUCGAAUGGUUGGAAAAGAUUGGGAACCCCUGCCUCAAAAUAUAGAAACAGUUAUUCAGAGUAGGGCAAAGAACUGCAGAACGUAGGAAUGCGAGAGAAGGUAGAGUGGGGAUAAUGUACAUUAGGAUUAGGUUAGAGUAGACGUAACGGAAAGGAGAAAAUAUACAGUAAAGAAGAAAUAUAGUAUAUGCUAUAUA
This is a messenger RNA of Colletes gigas, 2940 nucleotides long. Its product is annotated as putative fatty acyl-CoA reductase CG8306. Gene Ontology annotation, molecular function: alcohol-forming very long-chain fatty acyl-CoA reductase (NADP+) activity. Gene Ontology annotation, biological process: long-chain fatty-acyl-CoA metabolic process. The transcript is spliced from 7 exons. Lineage: Eukaryota; Metazoa; Arthropoda; Insecta; Hymenoptera; Colletidae. The coding region runs from base 242 to 1762 and encodes 506 amino acids. Gene Ontology annotation, cellular component: peroxisome. The record is from RefSeq and is a predicted model, not a curated record.